This is a messenger RNA of Sphaeramia orbicularis (orbiculate cardinalfish), 1831 nucleotides long. RefSeq names its product serine/threonine-protein phosphatase 4 regulatory subunit 3-like. Gene Ontology annotation, molecular function: protein phosphatase activator activity. Gene Ontology annotation, cellular component: nucleoplasm; protein phosphatase 4 complex. Lineage: Eukaryota; Metazoa; Chordata; Actinopteri; Kurtiformes; Apogonidae. Gene Ontology annotation, biological process: DNA damage response; protein dephosphorylation. The record is from RefSeq and is a predicted model, not a curated record.
GUGGACGUUAGCAAAAAGGCCGUUAGAGUUGUUGUGUUCUCUGUGGAUUUUAUUGGUUAAUAUUUGGCCUCCUGUUGAAUUGUUUUACGUCUGAAACGUAAUGGCUUUAUGAAAUAGGCUUUAAAAUAUUUCAUCAGCUUCGUGAAAUUUACUCAGAUGUGCAUGUUUUAAUAACAUGCGGGUGGAAACAAAGUUAACAGGUCGAGGGUAGGAAAACACUAGACAGGGUGAGGUGAUAGCUUCUUAGCAGCCAGCUAGCCUGCUAGCUGCGACUCGGUUAACCAUGUCGGACACUCGGCGGCGAGUGAAAGUAUAUACGCUAAAUGAAGACCGUUAGUGGGACAAUAGGGGUACCGGACAUGUUUCGUCUACAUUUGUUGAAAGACUUAAGGGAAUAUCGCUAUUAGUUCGGGCCGAAUCGGAUGGAUCCCUAUUAUUGGAGUCGAAGAUAAGCCCAAAUACUGCUUAUCAGAAACAGCAAGACACACUGAUUGUUUGGUCUGAAGCAGAUAAUUAUGACCUGGCUCUUAGCUUCCAGGAGAAGGCUGGUUGUGAUGAAAUCUGGGAGAAAAUUUGUCAGAUGCAAGGGAAGGACCCUGCUGUUGAUAUAACACAGGACCCAAUUGAUGAAUCUGAGGAGGAACGCUUUGAAGAAAUCCCUGAGACAAGCCACCUGGUGGAGCUUCCUCCUUGUGAGCUGAGCCGACUGGAGGAGAUUGCUGACUUGGUCACUUCUGUUCUGUCAUCACCCACCCGGAGGGAAAAACUUGCCCUUGCCUUGAUGAGUGAGGGUUACAUCAAGAAGCUUCUGGGUCUUUUCAGAGUAUGUGAGGACCUGGAUAACAGAGAAGGUCUGCAUCAUCUCUAUGAGAUUGUCCGAGGUGUUUUGUUCCUCAAUAAGGCAGCUCUGUUUGAGGUGAUGUUCUCUGAUGACUGUGUCAUGGAUGUGGUGGGCUUCCUUGAGUAUGACCCAGCACUUGUUCAGCCUAAACGCCACAGGGAGUUCUUGACCAAAACGGCAAAGUUUAAGGAGGUGAUCCCUAUCACGGACUCCUGCGAGCUGCGGCAGAAGAUACACCAGACCUACCGGGUACAGUACAUCCAGGACAUCAUCCUACCCACACUGUCUGUCUUUGAAGAGAACUUUCUCUCCACGCUGACUUCCUUCAUCUUUUUUAACAAGGUGGAGAUUGUCAGUAUGUUGCAGGAGGAUGAAAAGUUCCUAACUGAAGUCUUUGCACUUCUCACAGAUGAAGCUACAGAGGAUAGUAAAAGAAGAGAGCUUGUGAAUUUUGUGAAGGAGUUCUGUGCUUUCUCACAAACAUUGCAGCCACAAAACCGAGAUGCUUUCUUUAAAACUCUUGCAAACCUUGGCAUCUUACCUGCUCUGGAAAUAGUCAUGGGAAUGGAUGAUCUGCAGGUGAGAGCAGCAGCAACAGACAUCUUCUCUUACCUUGUGGAACUCAGUCCCUCCAUGGUGAGGGAGUUUGUCAAGCAAGAGCCACAGCAGACAGAUGAUGAUGUUCUGCUCAUAAAUGUGGUGAUCAAGCAGAUGAUUUGUGACUCUGACCCAGAAUUGGGAGGUGCUGUCCAGUUGAUGGGUCUGCUCAGGACACUCAUUGACCCUGAAAACAUGCUGGCUUCCACCAAUAAAACUGAGAAGACUGAAUUCCUAAGUUUCUUCAAGUACUGCAUGCAUGUUCUUACUGCUCCACUGCUGGCCAACACAGCACAGGACAAAACCUCAAAAGAUCUGCAGGAAGGAUCAGCAAAGAUCAACCCAGUCUGUCCAGAUAACUGUCCAGAUACUCAACCGUAUGUUGAACACUGA